AUGAAGACAGAAUGUGAUCACGAAUUAAAUAUAUACUUAGCUUCAAUUUUAAAAGAACUUAUUACUGAAAAAAGCCAAGAAAAAAAUACAAUCAAUCAAAUUAUGAACAAUCAAAAAGGCAUUGGAAGCUAUUCAAAAUGGUGUAAAAAAUAUAACAUGACCAAUAUAAAUAAUAAAAAACGUACUUGUUCUAAAUGUAAUGAAAAAUUAGAUACAUUAGCUAUCUUACAAGCCAAAUCCACUAAAAAAUUAACUCAGGUUGAUAAAAAUAUACCUUCUCAAUCAGGAACUCCUAUAAUAAAGAUCUAUGAAUAUACUCAAGAAAAAGCUUCUUAUUUAGAGCAUAUUAGUAUCACGCAACAAUCUAAACCCAAUCAAAAUGUUGUUAUUCCAGAAAUGCAUAUGCCAGAUCUGUUGGAAGUUAAUCCUAAUUCAUUAAAUAAUGUAAAAAAGGUUUUAGAACAUAUACAAAGUAUCACUGAAAUCGAUGAAGGGGCUUUUAAAAAUAACAAGCAAAGUCUUUUACCUCGGCCAAUACCUAUUACUGCACAAAAAGAAGAAGCAGCCAUAAGCAAGGAAAAUAUGAAGAAAGAUGAUCUUUUAGUAUUUAUUAAUUCAUUAUUGAAUUCUAUUAAUAUCUCUGAUCGUCCAAAAUAUCGUGGGUUAAAGCAAAAAACUCGUAGCCAAUUGCUAGAAAUAUUGCAAAGUAUUAAAAAUCUGUACAAUGACCAGGAUGAACCUGAAAAUGAGAUAGAACCAGAGAAUAAAUAA
Dentiscutata heterogama is the source of this 771-nucleotide messenger RNA. The record is from the annotation of a GenBank genome assembly. NCBI's taxonomy places the organism in Eukaryota, Fungi, Glomeromycota, Glomeromycetes, Diversisporales, Gigasporaceae.